Messenger RNA from Cylindrotheca closterium, 1221 nucleotides. Lineage: Eukaryota; Bacillariophyta; Bacillariophyceae; Bacillariales; Bacillariaceae. The record is from the annotation of a GenBank genome assembly.
AUGGGAGCAGUUAUUGACGGGAGCGAACCAAUGCUCGUUAUGGAAUUCAUGGAGCAUGGAUCUCUUUAUGAAGUUUUGCAGAAUCCUACUAUUGCAUUGGAGUCUGAUCUCAUCUUGCAUAUCAUACAGGACAUUGCACAAGGAACUCGAUUCUUGCACUCGUCCAACCCCCCUGUCAUUCAUGGUGACUUGAAGUCAGGCAAUAUCCUGAUCGAUUCGAAGUUUCGAGCAAAGUUGGCUGACUUUGCGGAAUGGCCAAAAAAGUCCGACAUGUACUCGAUUGGUGUGAUCAUCAAUGAGAUAGUCUCGAGGAAGGAACCUUACCAUGCCGCAACGGAUGACUUAUCUGUGAUUUUGAAUGGAGUCACAGAUCCAAAGGUGAACCGUCGACCAGAGAUCCCCUCAUUUUGUCCUGUGAAGGUCAAGAAGCUAAUCAUGUUCUUGUGGCAUGCUGACCCCAAGCUACGCCCUACAGCCACCGAGUUGAAUAAUCGGUUGGAUGAUUUGAAUGAGCAAGUUUUUGCGGCUUGUGGGCCUAAAAAGACAUCGCGUCUUACACGAGUGGUUCCAACGGGAGACCAAGAUGAUUUCUUGUAUCAAGCAUUCCCCCGGCAUAUAGCAGAUGUGUUGAGAUCUGGCGGCAAGGUCGAGCCAGAACCACACAACGACGUAUCCAUCUGCUUUUCGGAUAUUGUAGGCUUUACUACGAUUGCUUCGAAGCUUGACCCAUUGAAGGUGUCCAGUUUGUUGGACCGUCUGUACUUGAAGUUUGAUGAGGUGACUAGGAAGUACGACCUGUUCAAGGUUGAAACGGUCGGUGAUGCAUACAUGUGUGCUGGCAAUCUAGCCAAUGAUCAGCAUGAAGACCAUGUGCGUCGGAUUGCUUUGUUUGCUACCGGUAUUUGCAAGGCUGCGUCAGAGACAUUGAUUGACGAGGAUGAUCCUUCUGUUGGUUAUACGAAAAUUCGAGUUGGGUUCCAUUGUGGUCCUGUUGUGAGCAAUGUUGUGGGAUCACUGAAUCCUCGUUAUGGGGUGUUUGGAGAUACUGUGAAUGUCGCAGCAAGAAUGGAAACUACAUCUGCGGCUGGGCGAGUCCAUUGCAGUGAAUUAAGCGCGAAGAGGUUGAUGGAUGACGCACCAGAUCUCUUGGUGAAGGCUCGUGGUGCAACACUGAUGAAGGAUCGGGGCCAGAUGAUGACAUAUUGGGUAUCUGAAGUUUGA